AUGAAGUUGAGGCACAAUCGUCAGGCUCAGCUUCGGUAUUUCCUCGUCGUCGCUGUCGUGGCAUCUAGACUAAUUGAAGGAUUGUACGGAGAGCGUGCCGGUGCACGACCUUUGACCUUCCUCUGCGGUGACGAAGGAUCAGCAGCUAAAGUGAUGUCUCAAGUGAAAAUUAUGAUUCGUGUUAUGUACUCCAACCCACCAUUAUACGGUGCCCGUCUCGUACAAGAAAUCUUUAACACCCCAGAGCUCAAGAAACUAUGGUCAGUUUUUAUAUAA
Molecule: messenger RNA, 276 nt
Organism: Pieris macdunnoughi
Lineage: Eukaryota; Metazoa; Arthropoda; Insecta; Lepidoptera; Pieridae
Source: the annotation of a GenBank genome assembly